AGAGGAAGGGGGGGGGUGGGAAAUGACCAAAAGGAGGGAAAUGACCCCAAAAUAGUGUCCUUCCCACAGAUCAUGGAGGGAAAACACCAGGAGGGGCCGGAGGUGCGAGGGCACCGGGGUAAACGCCGCCGGCUGCCGGGCCGGAUCUUGGUGGCCGCCGCCGCCGUCGCCGCUGCCGGGCUCGUCGCUGGUGCUGUCGCCACCGCCGCUUUGCUGGCAGGUGCGGGGGCCGGGGGCUGCGGCUGCCCCCGGGGCUGGUUGGGUUUCGGGGGUCGCUGUUACCUCUUCUCCGAGGAGGAAGGCAACUGGAGCCGCGGGUUGGGGCGCUGCCGGGAUUUGGGGGGGUCCCUCACCCCCCUCGACACCCCAGAAGAGAAGACGCUGCUGGCACGACACAAGGGUCCUCCCCACCACUGGGUCGGGCUCUGGAAGGACUCGCAGCACCGCUGGCGCUGGGCCAACGGCUCCCACUCCCAGCCCUGGUUCACGGUCCGCGGCGCGGCCGACUGCGCCUACCUGGGGGACGCGGACGUGCAGACGGCCAGCUGCGCCUCCGAGAAGCACUGGAUCUGCGCCCGGCCGCCCGCCUGA
This is a messenger RNA of Harpia harpyja (harpy eagle), 591 nucleotides long. Its product is annotated as C-type lectin domain family 2 member B-like. The transcript is spliced from 5 exons. The record is from RefSeq and is a predicted model, not a curated record. Bases 73 to 591 code for a protein of 172 amino acids. Lineage: Eukaryota; Metazoa; Chordata; Aves; Accipitriformes; Accipitridae.